Hemisphaericaspora subhashii is the source of this 1176-nucleotide messenger RNA. RefSeq lists its product as uncharacterized. The transcript has a single exon. The record is from RefSeq and is a predicted model, not a curated record. The coding region runs from base 1 to 1176 and encodes 391 amino acids. NCBI's taxonomy places the organism in Eukaryota, Fungi, Ascomycota, Pichiomycetes, Serinales, Debaryomycetaceae.
AUGAAUGAACAGUUUGCUCAAUUUGCAAACAUACCAGAGCAGAGUCAAUCUGCUCCUGGUAGAGACUCACGUCAGCAGCAACAGUUACAGCAGCAACAGCAACAGCAACAGCAAGAAGAAAUAGACUUGUAUGGGUCAACAUCAUCAACUACAUCUCCGAACCUACAGUCUAAUCUACAACGACCACCGUAUAACAUCUCAUCGGAAACUACUUUCCAACCACUCGUAUCAAUGACAAAGGACACUAUUGUUGCUGAUAAUGGAAAAAUAUGUCCAUAUUGUAGAAAAGAAUUCACAAGUAAAGGAAUAUUAGGACGUCAUUUAGAUUCUAGAAAGGGUGAUCGGUUACAUCCUUUAGAAGAGAUCAAUGCAUUGAGAAGUCUUACUAAACGUAGAAAUUAUGACAUUGAAACUAGCGGGACGGGAGUUAACCCAUCUACAUCUAAACCGAUUGAAGAAGAAUUCUUAAAACAUCCAAAAAAGAGAAAAGUAUCUAAAAAGACAUUGGCAAGAUCACAAAUCUCAGUUGAUUUUGUUCGAGGACUGAAAGAGAAGAGUAAACUUCGAAGGAAAUUACGAGAUAGAAGAAUAAAAGCUAAGAUACUUACAAAUGAAUGGUUCUUGGAUCAAUUUGGUAAACAUCCAUUACAUCAUGAAUCAGAGAGAGGUGAUCUAACGGUUAAUUUUGUCCAUAUAACAGCCAUGUAUUUACCGAUAUCCAAUUGGCCAGAAUCAUAUCCUGAUCAUAGUAGUUUUGAUUUUGUAGUUAAUGAAUUAAAAGCUAGAGAUAAAUUAAACUUGAUAAGUUCAUUAACAUUUAAUUUCCAUGCUUUUGAACAAUUAUCAACUCAACAACGGAAAGAACUUUGGCAACGGGAAACUUUCAAUACAUUAAAAUCAACAAUUGGUAAGUUUUCACUUGGAGAUUUAGGGGAAAUUAAAUCAUUUAUAUCAAAAAAGGAGCAAGCUAAUUUUGAAGAUAUUUGUGAAAAGGAUAAUUUAUCUGGAUUUGUUGAUAUUGAAGAUGAUCAAGAAUCUGAACACGAAGAAAGAGAAGAGGAACAAGAACCAACUGAUGUAGUUGCAGAAGUAGCAAGAGAUCCGGAACGAUUUAUUUCCCAACUUUCUGAUACUUCUGGAUCAAUUGUUGAUGAUUUUAAUAUAUUUAGGGUUUAG